AUGACUCGUUCAUUGCCUGAUUCGAGCUUAGUAACUUUUGAUCCCAAAAUUGAAAGAACUAUUUCACGUAUUAAGCGAGCUCGACAUUGGCUAGCCUCUGAGGAUGGUGAAGUGAUUAACAUCAAUUCACCAGUCUCAUCCGAGAGCAAAUCUGAACCGCCAUUUGAGGAAGAAACAAGCUCCUCUACUACUGAUUCAGUUGAUUCACGUGCAUAUAACAUGGCAGCACCUAGGAGAAUUACUAUCCAGGAAGUUGGAGCCCCAGAUUUCACACUGCAGCCGUAUCAAGUGCAUAACCCAGCGGUGGCUAUUGGAUCACUAAAUAACUCCAACAAUCAACCUUCGAGCUCCAGUGGACUUCCUUCUCAACCCUUACCUAAUCCCAAGGGUGGCAUUAAUGCCAUCACUCUGAGAUCCGGAACCACAUUACAGGAGAGGUACCAAGAGGAGCCAAGUCCAUCAGAACACACCCCAGCUGAAGAUGCAGUAGAAGUGGAAGAUGCUAAAGAGGAAGAGGACAUAUAG
Molecule: messenger RNA, 525 nt
Organism: Arachis duranensis
Lineage: Eukaryota; Viridiplantae; Streptophyta; Magnoliopsida; Fabales; Fabaceae
Exons: 2
Coding region: 1-525 (174 amino acids)
Source: RefSeq, a predicted model, not a curated record